Chaetura pelagica (chimney swift) is the source of this 705-nucleotide messenger RNA. It is a transcript of the gene E2F6, whose product is annotated as E2F transcription factor 6. Bases 100 to 705 code for a protein of 201 amino acids. Gene Ontology annotation, molecular function: DNA-binding transcription factor activity, RNA polymerase II-specific; RNA polymerase II cis-regulatory region sequence-specific DNA binding; protein dimerization activity. Gene Ontology annotation, biological process: regulation of transcription by RNA polymerase II. NCBI's taxonomy places the organism in Eukaryota, Metazoa, Chordata, Aves, Apodiformes, Apodidae. Gene Ontology annotation, cellular component: RNA polymerase II transcription regulator complex. The record is from RefSeq and is a predicted model, not a curated record. The transcript has 6 exons.
GAUCUGAACGCGGAUGAUGAGGAGGAGUUUGUGAGAAGGCCUCUGAAAGUGAAAAAGAGUCGAUUUGAUCAAUCCUUGGUUUAUUUGACUCAGAAAUUCAUGGAUCUUGUGAGAGCAUCCCCAGAUGGUGUCCUUGAUUUAAAUGAGGUGGCCAAAAGACUUGGAGUUCGAAAGCGAAGAGUCUAUGACAUCACCAACGUGUUGGAUGGAAUCCACCUCAUUCAGAAGAUCUCCAAGAAUGUUAUCCAGUGGAUAGGUUCUGAUCUUCUUGGAAAAAUACCAGAGGAGCGGAUCCUGAGGGAGGAACUUUCUGACUUGUCAGCCAUGGAAGGAGCUCUGGACGAAUUACUCAAGAAAUGUGCUGAGCAGUUAUAUGAGCUGACAGAUGACAAAGAGAAUGCAAAUCUAGCUUAUGUGACAUACCAGGACAUCCGUAGCAUCCAGGCAUUCCAAGAACAGAUUGUGAUUGCAAUCAAAGCUCCAGAGGAAACCAGACUGGAAAUCCCCAUUCCCAAAGAAGAUUGCAUAGAAGUGCACGUGAAGAGCACGAAAGGACCCAUUGAUGUGUAUCUGUGUGAGGUGGAACAGGAGAAGCCAGGGGACAAACUCUGUGAAGAUGUGGACAGUGUCACCUUGGAAGCAGAGCCCUCGGUCCCUCCUGCAAAAGGGAGAUCUCUGGGGAAAGAGAAGCAGCAAACCACCUGA